Gymnogyps californianus (California condor) is the source of this 523-nucleotide messenger RNA. Its product is annotated as cytochrome c oxidase subunit 6A1, mitochondrial. Bases 16 to 345 code for a protein of 109 amino acids. Gene Ontology annotation, cellular component: mitochondrial inner membrane. The record is from RefSeq and is a predicted model, not a curated record. The transcript is spliced from 3 exons. NCBI's taxonomy places the organism in Eukaryota, Metazoa, Chordata, Aves, Accipitriformes, Cathartidae. Gene Ontology annotation, molecular function: enzyme regulator activity. Gene Ontology annotation, biological process: mitochondrial electron transport, cytochrome c to oxygen.
GCGGACGCUGAGGCCAUGGCGGCGCUCGGAAGGGUCUCCCGGCUGCUGCUCGGCGCCGCCGCCCCGCGCUCCCUGCCGGGGCGGAGCAUGUCGGCCGUGGCUCACGAGGGCGGCGGAGCCCGCCUGUGGAAGCUCUUGACCUUCAUCGUGGCUCUGCCCGGGGUUGGCGUUUGCAUGCUGAACUGCUACUUGAAAGGAAAGCAUGAGCACGAGAGACCCGAGUUUGUCCCUUACGCUCACCUCCGGAUCAGGACCAAGCCUUUCCCCUGGGGUGACGGGAACAAAACUCUAUUCCACAACCCCCAUGUUAAUGCUCUCCCAACCGGUUAUGAAGAUGAAAACUAAGAUCCUGACCACAGCCAGAACUUUGGCUCUUCCCGUCUUGGACCAGAAUGUUGUGUGGGAACCAUCAUUUAGGGAACCAUCGUUUAAGAAACUCCACAUUCCUUCUACGACGAAACUGAAUGGCCUUGUGGCCUCUGUCUGUACUUCUGUAGAGGUCCUUCAAAUAAACAACUCUGAA